This is a messenger RNA of Drosophila persimilis, 3573 nucleotides long. RefSeq lists its product as uncharacterized. The transcript has 4 exons. The record is from RefSeq and is a predicted model, not a curated record. NCBI's taxonomy places the organism in Eukaryota, Metazoa, Arthropoda, Insecta, Diptera, Drosophilidae. Bases 72 to 3242 code for a protein of 1056 amino acids.
AUUGUAAUACACAGAAACCCCGAGAUCAAAAUUCUCGAUUUCGACCAAAGUUGAGUGCCCCCUGGUUUACGAUGUCAAAGAAAGGAUGGAGAGCAAAGUCCCAAACAAUGAUGUUUUUAGCUGCGCCCGAUCCACCAGCUGUGGCCGCUCCACCGGAUACGGCCGCGCCAGUGGAGAAACCAAGGCCCACGAUGAAGGAGCCACCACCGACAUUUAUCUUUGACGUCGUAGUGACCAAUUUGGAGGCACAGGGCGUAGAAAUAACCGAUCCCAAGGGGCUGGCGAUCGAUGUGAACUUCAAUCGCAUGCCUUUGACCCUCACCUCGAGCCGGAUCAACGUCAACGAGUUCAAGCCGGGCAGCGGCGCGGAGUUCCAGACGGAGCCCAAUUCCUUACGCAAAACUCUCGAGGAAUGCGGCAUGACAUUCGUGGUAAAGUACAAGGAUCGCGCUGUGGGCAGCGGACAGACAUCCUUCCCUACCAUGGUCACAGAGCGUAUCGCACGAGAGAUGAGCGACAUCAUCCAUGUGGACACGUGCGUUUUGUCUAAAGGGGGAGAGCCGGCUGGUAAGCUGGAGGUCCUCUGCCGCCUUGUCAUCCGCUGCAAUGAGCAGCCGAAGGUGGGAGAGAGCGAAUGCCAGCGGAACAUGGACAAAAGCAUCAAUCCGCAGGACAUAAUGUUCGUUAUGGGCGAAUCCCAGCACUGUCCCAGUCCUUGCGAUCCCUGCCUAGAUGCCAUGGAUUCAGAGCCGGGUGACGAGCGUCUGCGCCUGGAUCUGCAGCGAUAUCACAGUCAGAAGGCCGGCACCUUUAACCCCAACAAAAUGACGACGGACAAACCAUCUGGAAUUCCGGCUUGCUGUGAACUGAAGAAAAUGGCCGUGGAGUAUGAGCAGCUAAUAGACUCCAUAACCAGGUCCACGGGCUGCGCGCCACCUCCAAAGCCGCCUUGUCGGAACCCGGAUGAGUUUGAUAUGAGUCCCUGUCGUGACACACACAUGCCCGUGGAUCUGAAAAUGCCAGGAGAGCCCCAUCUGCCCUGCUUUUCGUAUCUGCCGACUCGUCAGGAACAGAAGCCCGACUUUUGCGAUCAGAACCAUAUACCAAUGCCCAUUGCAGACUGCGACGGAAAGAAGCCGGAGAUCAAGCCCAUCCGUUUCUGUCCCGUGUGCCUGACCAACAUGUCCUGGAUGCCAAAAUUUGCUUCCUGCCCAAAGUGUGGCAUCAAGCCGAUGCCCGUGGUAGAGGACCGGCACAAGGAGAAGAAACUGACGGCCGACCAGAUACUGCUCGAGUUCCUCGGCAAGCCACCGGCCACGAUCGACGAUUACUGCGUGGAUCCUUGCGCAAAGGCAGUCAAGGACAAGGACAACGAUGCAGGUGGCACUGACGAGUGUCCUCCCUGCCGCUGCACUUGCAAAUUCGGGAAGCUCUGCGCCCACUGUCGCAUCCGGAAACUAUGCGCAGAUAUCUUCCAGACGAACCAAGUCCAGGCCAAGUGUCCCAAGGUGGAGCCGCAGCCGCCCGAAGACUUUUGCGUCGUUAACAAGUCGAGUAACGAGGACUGCCGACCCUAUCUGGCCAAGGUUUUCUCUGAACUGCGCGACCUCUACGACAUCAAGGACACUAAAAAGAUAUCCGAGUUCGAUGAGAACUGCGAACUAAAAAAGACCAAGGAAGAGGAGCCAGACACGACAGGCAAAGUUGAUCAUAAGAACAUCCGCAAGGAUAAACUCAAGGCACAGACUACGAAGAAGCCUCUCUACAACCCAGGCCCCAAGCGCCCCUUCAACACCCGCACCGUGACCGGCCGCCACAAGUACUGCGUUCGCCAGCAAGGAGGAGUAUCCAGAGGCCACGGCUGGGCAUGGAGCAACAGCUAUGAAGCACGCAAGAUGGGCUGGCGACCCGGCGCCAUCCGGCGGCCCAUCAAAAAGCUUAUGAAGUUUUUUCUUCUGGACACUAGCCGAGAGUCGGCCUUUAAGAAGUGCAAAGAUGCUGAGGCCAAGGAACUGGCCAAGGAGCUACAGCAGCCGGUGCUCAAUGUCUGCAAGAAGAACGGGGAGAUCUUUAUCACCCUCCGGCCGUUGGGCACGCUCGGGAUGCGGCAGAAGCCCAUCAUCUUCCGGGUGGUUAAGAGUGAGCUGGCCGUGGCGCUGCGGAAGAUCAAACGGAUUCUCAAGGAAAAGGGCUUCAGAAAGUGCACCUGCCACCAGACGCUGAUGAUGUGCACCUGCCGCAACACCCUAGAGAAGAAGCAGCUGGCUUCCGCCCUUGACAAGCAGUGCCAGCGCCACUGCAUAGCCCCCUGUGCCGACCAUCUGGUCCUGACGGACACCAGCGAGAGCGACGUGGAGUUCGACUUCGAUGUCACGCCUCCCGCAGGCACCGAGCAGCCGCAGAGGCGACCCAAAGCUCGCAGUGAAAACCGAGGCACACAGACUAGCAAAAAGGACCGACAGCCGCCGCCGCCAAAGUAUCCACUGAAGCAGAGUCCCUACUGGAAAGCGUACAACUGUGCCGCGGGCGAUCGCUAUGUGGCCACGGCCUUCGGGUCACCCGGCGAGGAUGUCUACGAGGAUGGACUCUUUGGGUGGGGUGGCGGUGGACCACACGGACCGUCCGCCCAGCCUGGAGGAAAGCCGAAGGCGCCUGGCAUCUGGGGCUCCCCCGAGGGAGGCCCUAUGCCAGCGGGACCAGGAGGAGCCAGUCGAGGCGGCCGCGGAGGUGCCUCUGGAGGUGGUGGAGGUGGUGGAGGAGGCGGUGGUGGUGGUGGCGGUGGUGGUGGCGGUGGCGGCGGCGGUAUACCAGCCGGAUUGAAGGGAUUCCCAAAGGGAGCAGGAGGCGGAGGAGGAGGACGGGGCGGAGGUGGAGGUGGAGGCGGAGGUGGUCCGAUUCCGGUGAGAAUGCCCCAGCGAUAUAUAAAAGCCCUCGAGAAAGCGGCCAAUGCUGAGAAGGAGGUACAACAGAAGCAAGCCGAGCAGAAGAAGAAGGGCAUAGAUAUGAUGAAGUACCUCCAAAAGUCGGGAGCUCUCAGCAAGCCCUGGAACCCGGCAGACGGCAAGGCUCCGAAAGGCAAGCAAACCGGUCCUGUCGUCGGACCCGAUGGCCUAACCGACGCCCAGCGCAAGCGUCGCGCCCUGCUCGACAUGCCCCAGCCCCCGCUCGAUUCGAUAACACGAAGGGGCAAGCCCUUCGAUCCCUGUGCCCCAGCUGCCUACUACUGUGGCUACUACUGCUAAGCGUGCGUCCCCUCUCUCGCCCCAUUUUCAAGCAUUUCCAUUUGGUGUGAAAUUUUAUUUGCCACUUUUCCUCCCCUUCAUCAAACAUUCAGCAAGUGUGUUGGCGUUUUGUUGUCGCGUUUCCUCGGAGCUGAUCAACCCACAACGAUUCGCUUUCAAUUGACACCACGUCUCCAGGAAUUUGAACUGGAGAUGGUCCGCAGGCACAACACAUUCACGCACAGAUGUACGGAGGCAUCCACCUCACUAAUGCUGCGAAAAUCCAAUGGCAUUACCAAAUGUUAUGUUAUGUGGAAGAAGAUUGUAUAAAGCUUGUACAUAAUGCAUGAAA